Molecule: messenger RNA, 947 nt
Organism: Scylla paramamosain (green mud crab)
Lineage: Eukaryota; Metazoa; Arthropoda; Malacostraca; Decapoda; Portunidae
Exons: 3
Coding region: 509-895 (128 amino acids)
Source: RefSeq, a predicted model, not a curated record
UCCAAGCUUUGUCUAACCCUCAAAUAGGAAGUCCAGCCUACGUAUGUUUGCUCUGAGGUUCGCCAGCUUGACCAAACAGUGUACUGGUUAGCUCUAAGGGACGGGACGGGAAGUAGAAAACACGCUCUUGCUUUUCCGCCAAGUGAAUUUAAUAUUGUUCAUCACGCGAGUUAAAAUAUAGGUAUGCUGUAGGGGCCUUAUUCAGAGACGCCUCGCUCUCUCACACACGACUAUUUUUCAAAGGCCACAGUGAUACCUAGUCGGGUUCUCAAGAGUGCUUCUCCUUUUAAUAGUGUAGAAAUUUUUGUUGAUAUUUCACUAUAAUCUUUAAAAAAAACACCCUAAAAAAAGAAAAAGAAAGAAAAAAAAACCCGUAUUAUUUCAAUCAGAUCCAUUUGAAAGUUGUUGAGGUGCGGGUAGAAGUGUUUCGGAAUAUGGUCCUUGCGCUGACGAACCUCACGCGCCGCCUUUUCAGCUCCUCCUGUGGCAGUGGUUUGCGGCAGCGUGGAUGGUGGUGGUGGUGGCGGCGCUGACGGCGACUGACAGCUUGGAGUGUGAGGACGUCACCAUUUGGGCAGAGACAACCAAGUUUCGUAAGGUUCCUGUUACUCUACACAGACAGUGGAUGACCUAUUACUCCACGAACCAGUACCUGACAGAGUUCGUCGUCUACACCAAGUCCAUCCCUUACUUCGUGACGCAGACCCAAGUGAUGCCGAGUUUCGUGACGAAGGUGGCCACACUGCCCCAGCACGUGACCCACAGCGUGUACAGCACCUACGUUCACACAGACACGUACUCGAAGAAGGCCUACUACACAGUGACGGUGGAGGUGACGCAGACCUCCACGGAGACAGUGUGCCCGGUGGACGUGACCGACGACUACCACCACUGAGAGGGAGGAAGGUAGACAGGCAGAUAGAUAGGGAGAUCGAUAGAGGUAGGUA